AGGGAACACAAGACUGCAACGGUUUCCACUCUCUUCUCCGAAAAACCUGUCUCUUGUUCUGUCCCUGUCUCUGUCUCUGUCUCUCGAACAUAAAAAUAAAAUUGAAUGAAUUAGCUCCACUAUUGCUUCUGUUACUUUAUUUCUAAAUUAAUUUCAUCUCUAUUUUAUUUCGCACCUCGAAAUCUUAUCCAUUCCAAAAGCAAACAGAUUGUGUAAAAAGCGACAUAGUUGUAAUAUCAAUCACAGGCUGUUUGGUUUAUAAUGGACCCUAACAUAAUGAAGCUUCUUGAAGAAGACGAGGAUGAAACCAUGCAUUCCGGUGCUGACGUGGAGGCUUUUCAAGCUGCCUUAAAUCGGGACAUCGGGGGUGAUGUCUCCACCUCUCAGCCGUCUGAUUCGAGUUCGGUUUUGUCCCACGAAAACAAUCAAAGUUCCAGUCAACAAUUUCCAAAUUGGCCAACUGUGGGGCAAAAUGACAAUGCCAGUAACACUGAAGAACAUGAUGCAAAAAGUGUUGAACAACAACAUCAUCAGGAGCAGCAGUCAUCUGCAAUGGAGACAAAGCAGCAUGUACCUAAUGCUGAUAACCAACAACAAAAGGGGGAUGUCCUGCAGGAACCAACCCACCCACCAGUGCUUCAGAAAAAAAAUCAAGAUGAUAUUAAACAAGAGCUUGUGGAACAAGCUCCUGUCCAGACUCCUCAAUCUAUUGGGGCGCAGAGUUCUGAGCAAAAUCCUACCCCAAAAUCCGAGCCUGAUAAAAUGCAAAUUUCAGAUGUUGAUUCUCAAUUUUUAAAUUUUCAGAAGAUAGGCAAUCAGCAAACUACAGGCACAGAUCAGGCUGCUAACCAAAAGAAUAGCAAGCAGAUACCCUUUGUAUUAUUGUUGCCUGCCUUGAAACCUCAUCUUGAUAAAGACAGAGAGAUGCAGCUGCAAACUUUGUUUAAUAAACUGAGGAAAAAUGAAAUUGCGAAAGACCAAUUUGUUAGACUUAUGAGAAAUAUUGUUGGGGAUCAAGUGCUCAGGUUGGCAGUUGCACAACUGCAAUCACAGUCAGGUUCCAACCAAUCCCAGUUACAGUCUCAAGCUGGUCGCCAGAACAAUGUGAGAAUGCCUGCUGGAAUCAGUGCUACUCAAUUUCCUGAUCCACAUCAUUUACUUCACCCUAGGGGAUCUAUUUCUUCAGAACCAUCUCGUAAUCCUCCGUCAGCAGUCCAAUUGCAGACUGAUUCAAGCAUUGUCAAUUCUCAGAAAUCCAAAGCAGUGGAAUGGCAGGCAGAUUCUCUUGGAAUACAAGCUAGCCAGUUGCAUUCUUCCAGUACCAGUAUUGUCAAUCAAGAAAGGGAGCGACCUUCUAUUUCAAUGCAAGGGCAGAACAAACAGCAACAACAUGUGCACUUUCCACCAACUUCCUUUCCAAUGUAUGGAAGCAGUGGUGGUAAUUACAAUCCAUAUCCUGGGACUAAAGUUAGUACUUCAGGACCAUCUGUGAAGCCGCAACCCCAUGAUCAACAAACAAGGCAAAUUUCACAUCAUCAGAACAUGGGCGGGACACAAGUAGGAGGGCCACCACAUAACAUGAUAAGCAUGCCGAAGUUUGAGAGGCAAAAUUCUGCUAAUGAUUCUAGUAGAGUGCACAGUGGUUCUGUUUCCCAUUAUACAAACAAAUCGGCUGUACAACAGAAUUCAGUUCCUUGGCAAGCGCCACCAAAUAGAGAGCAAAGUCCUGCUCCAUUCUCAUCAAUGAAUUAUGUAAAACCGGGCUCUCUUGAACAGGCUGGUGAGCAGCAGAAUAAACCCCAGUUGUUGAGCCCUCAAGUGCUGCCUCCUGCACCCGAACAGGGAAAUGCCAUAUCAGGAAAUUUAAAGGAUCAAUCUUUAGACAAGCAAUCUUCUAAAGUUGUUUUUUCAACAUCUACUGGUAUGGUUCCCCCCAGUUCUGUUUCCCCUUCAAUUGUGACUCAACUGGACCCCAAUGGCCAGGUAAGCUCGCGAAACCCAUCUGUAGCUUCUCCUGCUGGAGUUAGUGCAAGAACACCUCCCAAAAAACCUUCUGUUGGCCAAAAGAAGCCAUUUGAAGCACUUGGUUCAUCGCCUCCUGCAUCAAGUAAGAAGCAAAAGGUAGCUGGGGCUUUUUCUGAUCAAAGCAUUGAACAACUCAAUGAUGUCACUGCUGUCAGUGGAGUUAAUCUCAGGGAAGAGGAAGAACAACUAUUUUCAGGGACAAAGGAGGACAGUCGAGUUUCAGAAGCAUCACGGAGGGUUGUACAGGAAGAAGAAGAAAGGCUCAUUUUGCAGAAAAUUCCUUUGCAGAAAAAAUUAGGAGAGAUCAUGGCCAAAUGUGGUUUGAAGAACAUUGGCAAUGAUGUUGGGCGAUGCUUGUCUUUGUGCGUGGAGGAAAGGAUGCGUGGACUGAUAAGUAACCUGAUCAGGCUGUCAAAACAGCGUGUUGAUGCUGAGAAGCCAAGACACCAGACUCUAAUUACUUCGGAUGUUAGGCAACAGAUAAUGGCAAUGAGCCGGAAAGCUCGGGAAGAAUGGGAGAAAAGGCAGGCUGAAGCAGAAAAGCUCCAAAAAGUUAACGAUCCCGAGGGUGAAAAUGGAGGUGAAGGUGACAAGGAGAAAGAUGAAGGUCGCGUGAAGUCAGUGAAGGCUAACAAAGAGGAGGAUGAUAAAAUGAGGACAACAGCUGCUAAUGUUGCUGCUCGAGCUGCUGUUGGAGGAGCUGACAUGCUGUCAAAAUGGCAACUAAUGGCUGAACAAGCACGGCAGAAACGUGAAGUAGGGAUGGAGGGGGCAUCCAGUUCCCAGCCAGUUAAAGAUGUGAACCGCAAUCCUCAAUCACCAUCUGGAAGAAACGUGAAAGAAAAUCUCGAAGCAGAAAAAAGGAGCCCGGCAGUUCCUCCUUCUGCAUCUGGAGCUGUUAGGAAAUUUGGAAGGAAUCAAGCAAUUGCGCCUCAAACGAAGGUGGUUCGUACUAUUACUGUUAAGGAUGUGAUGGCGGUGCUGGAAAGGGAACCUCAGAUGUCCAGAUCUACUCUGAUCUACCAACUGUACGAGCGAAUCAGGUCUGAGGCUGCACCUGAAUAACGUCACACGGGCCUCCCAGAUAAUGGUGGCUUUUUGUAUUUUGCUCGACAAGAUUGUGAUCCUGAGUUUUGCAUGCUCAAUCAUGGUCUGAUUUAUAUGAUAAAUCACUGUAAAGGUUCUGCCUCGACAUGAUCGGGCUCAGACGUUCAAGUUAUAACCGUCCACAGUAACUUGGUGGGCGCCAGAAGAUGUGCCCUUGGUCAAUGUGUUAGCUGUUUCUCGUGUUAAUUUGUCACCUUAAUUCUUGCUUUCCUCAUUGAAUGCAAUUCGCUAUCUGACGCAUUUCUGGUAAAACUUGGCAUCGAGCAGAUUUCGUAACUCCUAUCGAACAACAUGAGCCAUGGCCAUGCAAGUUAAGGCAAGAUUUUAUCA
Messenger RNA from Populus euphratica (Euphrates poplar), 3462 nucleotides. Its product is annotated as transcription initiation factor TFIID subunit 4b. The transcript is spliced from 14 exons. The coding region runs from base 262 to 3090 and encodes 942 amino acids. Gene Ontology annotation, biological process: transcription initiation at RNA polymerase II promoter. Gene Ontology annotation, cellular component: transcription factor TFIID complex. Gene Ontology annotation, molecular function: protein heterodimerization activity; DNA binding; RNA polymerase II general transcription initiation factor activity. NCBI's taxonomy places the organism in Eukaryota, Viridiplantae, Streptophyta, Magnoliopsida, Malpighiales, Salicaceae. The record is from RefSeq and is a predicted model, not a curated record.